AACGAUUAAGCGUAGAUGGAUGAUAAAAGAAGUAAAGAAUUCGUGUGGGUGGGUGAAAGAGAAAAAUAAGAGGAUGAACGCGGGGCAAUUUCAACUACAGCGACCGCAGAUUCAAUUCGAUCUGAGAGAAGCAGACCUUCGUGAAGUCCAGAUGGAACCCCCGGGAGCUACGUUCGGUGGUAGGAAUUAAGAAAAGAGGAAGAUAGAAUAAGAAAUAGCACACGAAAUGAAACAGAAAUAGAAGAAAAGAUCCUCUCCCCCUUAUAUAUUCCCCUUACCUCUUAUCAUUGAUUCCCUCUGUUGAUAGCCACCUCCCCUCUCAUUCUAUGUCCCCAAUCCCAUAUUAACUUCCCAUUUUCUCUCCCUUUCUCUUCUUCUCAUCCAUUCCAUACACAUCAAUAGGAUAUAUAUAUAUAUAGAUGUAUAUUUGCGCUCCUCUUGUUCCUCUUCGUUUUCGUGCUACAGUUGGAACCAAAUAACCUCCAACCCCAAGGCCUCCAUACUUGCUUUGUUGAUAAAUAAUAAUAUGAAGUUACCUUUUAUGGUUUCCUCUUUCCACUCCUCAGAAGAAGCGGCCAUCAUGAGACCCGGACCAGGGCGCACGAACCGGCCCCGGCGGCGGCCCGACCUGACCCUCCCCCUUCCCCAGCGCGACCCUUCCCUCGCCGUCCCGCUCCCCCUCCCGCCGCUCUCCGCCUCCGCCAUGCCUCCCACCGCCUCCUUCCAGAUCCCCUCCUUCUCCGACCUCGAGCGCCUCCGCCGUAUCGGCAGCGGCACUGGCGGCACCGUGUGGAUGGUCCGGCACCGCCCCAGCGGCCGGAUCUACGCUCUCAAGGUCAUCUUCGGCAACCACGAGGACGCUAUCCGCCGACAGAUCUGCCGCGAGAUCGAGAUCCUCCACACCGCCGAUAACCCCCACGUCGUCCGGUGCCACGGCAUGUACGAUCACGCCGGCGAGAUCCAGAUCCUCCUCGAGUACAUGGACGGCGGCUCCCUCGAGGGCCGCCGCAUCUCCUCCGAAACCUUCCUCGCCGACGUCGCCCGCCAGGUGCUCGCCGGAUUGGCCUACCUCCACCGCCAGCGCAUCGUCCACCGCGACAUCAAGCCCUCCAACCUCCUCAUCAACUCCGCUCGCCAGGUAAAGAUCGCCGACUUCGGUGUCGGCCGGAUCCUGGCGCAGACCAUGGACCCCUGCAACUCCUCCGUCGGGACCAUCGCCUACAUGAGCCCCGAGCGCAUCAACACGGACCUCAACCACGGCAUCUACAACGGCUACGCCGGCGACAUCUGGAGCUUCGGCCUCAGCAUCCUCGAGUUCUACCUCGGCUGCUUCCCCUUCGGCGAGAACCUCGGCCGCCAGGGGGACUGGGCCUCCCUCAUGUGCGCCAUCUGCUACUCCAAUCCCCCGGAGGCGCCGUGCACCGCCUCGCCGGAGUUCCGGAGCUUCAUCGCUUGCUGCCUCCAGAAGGAGCCCGCCAGGCGGCCCACCGCCCUCCAGCUCCUCCAGCAUCCUUUCAUCACCCAUCACUCUUCUUCCUCAUCCUCCUCAUCACACCCGUGAUCAAGAGGGUUUUAAGUUCAGAUUCAAAAAAGAAAGAAAAAUCAAUUGCCCCUGCUUCCCUCCCUUCCCAUGAGAGAAAGGAGAGAUUUUGAUGGGUGGGUGAGACGAAAGGUGUGUUCUUCCCCUGUUUUUUAUUGAAAGUUAGCUUUUUUUUUUCUUAAUUUAUUUCUUUUUUUAUUUAUUUUUUCCUCCUCUGGUUUUGGUCAUACUCGUUCCGAUCUUUAUUUUUUUUUGCACUUUUUUGUUUUUUGACGGUGGAGGGGAUGAUGAGCUCUAAUGGUGGAGCAGGAAAGGGGGGAGAUGGGCUGUGGCUUUUGUUGUAUUCUGUACUCUGUGGAGGGAUUAGAUUAAAUGCAUUUACUAGAACCAUCAACCGUGGUGAUGUAAAACCAAAAUGAAGUGGGAAUCAAUCCCUUUUUCGCGUUAUCCA
Messenger RNA from Elaeis guineensis (African oil palm), 1991 nucleotides. RefSeq names its product mitogen-activated protein kinase kinase 5-like. The record is from RefSeq and is a predicted model, not a curated record. NCBI's taxonomy places the organism in Eukaryota, Viridiplantae, Streptophyta, Magnoliopsida, Arecales, Arecaceae. Gene Ontology annotation, biological process: protein phosphorylation. Gene Ontology annotation, cellular component: cytoplasm. Gene Ontology annotation, molecular function: ATP binding; protein serine/threonine kinase activity.